AUGGAGUUUCUUGGGGAUCCAAUCAUCAAUAAGAAAUUUAGGACUACCAAUUUAGUAGGUAAAUUUACACAAAGUGUUCGUAGGAUAGUCCAAGAUGUUAAAGAUGAAGGUGCACCAAGUGGUAUGAGUCGAGAGGAGGUUAUUGAAACAAAUGAAAGACUUCGAGCUCUAAGACUUCGUUUAGAAGAUUCAUAUGAGACUGCAAAACAAUCAUUAGUUACCUUAAUGAAAAAAUACAGUGACUCAAAAACCCAUCGGAAUAUUUUUCAAAGAUAUACAAUGUUAAAAUUAAUGAUAAAGGAAGUUAUACGCUUAGAAAGACAAUAUUGGACGCUUAUAGAUAUUCCAAAACAAGAAAAACAAGAAACUGUUCCAUCGUAUGUAAUGAGAGCUUGUACAAUAAUGGAAAAAACACAAAAGUCUGGCGAAGGUGUUAAAACUUCAGCAAAAUUAGCAGAAGAAGCGGCUGAAAAACGAGAACGAAUGGAACGACUUGAAAAUAUGACAACUGCACAAAUAGAACAUGAGAAUAAUCAAAAUGUUAAUGAUUUAUAUCGAUUAUUAAAAAAAUAUUUGGGACUGAGACAGUUAAUUCGAGCCCUUAAGGAUGAUUAUGAAAGUUCAAAAAUGUACCCAAUUUUCCCACGUUAUACAAUGCUUAAAGAUAUGAUUAAAGGUAUUAUGCAUGACCCUGAUUACAUGGAAGUUUGUCAUGAAGUUAACCUUAUAAAUUAAAAAAAAAAAACUGAACAUUAUUAUAGUAGAAAUUUUAUUUAGAAAAACAAAUACUAAAAAUAAAAUAUUAUUUU
Molecule: messenger RNA, 809 nt
Organism: Condylostylus longicornis
Lineage: Eukaryota; Metazoa; Arthropoda; Insecta; Diptera; Dolichopodidae
Exons: 8
Coding region: 1-735 (244 amino acids)
Source: RefSeq, a predicted model, not a curated record